Colletotrichum abscissum is the source of this 216-nucleotide messenger RNA. RefSeq lists its product as uncharacterized. The transcript has a single exon. Lineage: Eukaryota; Fungi; Ascomycota; Sordariomycetes; Glomerellales; Glomerellaceae. The coding region runs from base 1 to 216 and encodes 71 amino acids. The record is from RefSeq and is a predicted model, not a curated record.
AUGGUGCGAGGUAGAGGCGAGAAUAAAGGGGACAAAGAUACAAGGCGCGCGAGGCCGAGGACGUGUUUGCUUCAAGUACUCUUUUUUCUGGGGGUGGUUACUGCCGGGUUGUGUGGUGCGGCGGUGCGGCGUGCCUGCCUUGUGGUUCCAAUUGACCUGGCUGGGCUGGUUGGCUGGCUGGUUGGGGUCGGGUGGCAGGUGCGUUGCGUAAGGUAA